ACUUUAGCUUUCGAGCGACGAGCGCGAGCGGCUGGGCAUCCUCAUGGCGUCGUCGAUCGGGAACACGGCCAUCAAGCGCAUCCGAGCGGACGUCCGCGAAAUGAUGACCGACCCAAGCGACCAGUACUUUGCUGCGCCACUCGAGAACAACAUGUUUGACUGGCACUUUACCAUUCGAGGACCGCGCGACACGGCGUUCGAAGGCGGAAUCUUUCAUGGGCGCAUCCUUCUGCCAUCCGAGUACCCGUUCAAGCCACCGAACAUCAUCCUGCUUACGCCCAAUGGUCGCUUUGAAGUCAAGAAGAAGAUUUGCUUGAGCAUCUCUGCGUACCACCCUGAACAUUGGCAGCCGGCUUGGGGCGUUCGCCUCAUCUUGGAGGCGCUCAUUAGCUUCAUGCCGACGAAAGGCGAAGGUGCGAUCGGUGCCCUUGACUUUAAUGCGGACGAACGCAAGAAGCUCGCAGCCGAGUCGGUACACUGGUCAUGCCCGCAGUGUGGCAGCAUCAAAGACUUGAUCCCGGAAGAGACGGCGCGGGAUUCGCCGCCUGUCGAGUCCAAGUACGCGUCCCAGAUCGCGCAGCUCCAUAUCCACAACAUGGAGGGCGGCGCGCCGUCAUCGCCGCCAGACGAAGCAAAGGAAGAAGGGAGCGAGCCAUCCUCGUCUGAUACCGCUGCUGCGUGCGAGAACGACCAAGUCGUUGCGAGCAAUCCAGUACCGGUCGCAGCACCCACGCCGGCCCCUGCUCCGGUUGCCGCUGCAAUGGAACCGACACCCGUCGCCCGCACCGCAGCACCAGCUCCAGCCCCCGCACCGACCGUUCCAACGUCACGGGCAGUGCAGAGCGACGUGGUCGACAAUAUCCUCCAAGGGGUUGGCACGGCGCUCAUCGUCGCCCUGCUUGCACUGCUGUACAAGAAGCUGCUGCAGUUAAACGGAUCCAUCGAGUAGGCGCUAAUGACAAGACGACCACAUUUUGUAUUCCUCGACCAGUGGUCAACCGAAUGCGUUGUGCGACCACC
Molecule: messenger RNA, 1020 nt
Organism: Saprolegnia parasitica CBS 223.65
Lineage: Eukaryota; Oomycota; Saprolegniomycetes; Saprolegniales; Saprolegniaceae
Exons: 6
Coding region: 44-949 (301 amino acids)
Source: RefSeq, a predicted model, not a curated record